CCAGAAGACCGUCUUUCUCACCAGUCCGUCCCGAAACAUCAACAACAUGCCACCAAAGACUACUUCCGCUGCUAAGGAGAACAUCGCCCUCGGCCCUCAGAUCAGAGAGGGUGAGCUCGUCUUUGGCGUUGCUCGCAUCUUCGCCUCGUUCAACGAUACCUUCGUCCAUGUCACCGAUCUCAGUGGUCGCGAAACCAUCGCCCGUGUUACCGGCGGUAUGAAGGUCAAGGCCGACCGUGACGAGUCCUCCCCCUACGCCGCCAUGUUGGCUGCCCAGGACGUCGCUGCCCGCUGCAAGGAGAUUGGCAUCACCGCCCUCCACAUCAAGAUCAGAGCUACCGGUGGAACUGGUUCCAAGACCCCCGGCCCCGGUGCCCAGAGCGCUCUGCGGGCACUUGCCCGUGCCGGUAUGCGCAUCGGACGCAUCGAGGAUGUUACCCCCGUUCCUUCAGACUCUACUCGCCGGAAGGGAGGUCGCAGAGGUCGCAGAUUGUAAACAACCAAAAUUCAAAGCCGUUUCCUAUUUUUUCUUGUUCUGGCACAGUGUUUUCUUAUAUGUAUGUAUUAUCAUGUGGACAUAAAAAAUGGAAAUUAUCUUAAUAAAAGUUGAUCCUGAAUUGGUCGGGCAUAUUUUAUUCCUCUUUACUCUUUACAUCUAUAGAAAUAUAGAAAUGAUAUGAUUUAGAAUCAGUGCUUUCCAAUAUUGUAAAUCAAAGUAACCGCAACCUCCACUCCUUCCUAACAAUACAGUCUCAAAUAAAGUACACUUUUACAUCUCAUCGCGCGACUUCAAGCUUCUGCUUCCGCAGACCCUCGGCGCCAUACUCUCCACUUACACUAGAGACAGUAGACACCGACGAAUUCCGCCUGCGCUUCCUCGGAUCUGCUGCUGCUACUGCUGCUGCUGCUGCUG
Myxozyma melibiosi is the source of this 913-nucleotide messenger RNA. RefSeq names its product small subunit ribosomal protein 14. The transcript is spliced from 5 exons. The coding region runs from base 47 to 496 and encodes 149 amino acids. Lineage: Eukaryota; Fungi; Ascomycota; Lipomycetes; Lipomycetales; Lipomycetaceae. Gene Ontology annotation, cellular component: cytosolic small ribosomal subunit; ribosome. Gene Ontology annotation, biological process: translation; ribosomal small subunit assembly. Gene Ontology annotation, molecular function: structural constituent of ribosome. The record is from RefSeq and is a predicted model, not a curated record.